Messenger RNA from Trematosphaeria pertusa, 657 nucleotides. RefSeq lists its product as uncharacterized. The transcript has a single exon. The record is from RefSeq and is a predicted model, not a curated record. Lineage: Eukaryota; Fungi; Ascomycota; Dothideomycetes; Pleosporales; Trematosphaeriaceae. The annotation marks the transcript as partial.
GACUCGCUUGCAAUACACGUCGCACAACAAAAUGCCGGUCUUCUAGUCACCAGGAUGGACGAUGAAUUCCUGUUCGAAUCCAUGGAGCUCCUGGCGAGCGACGCCGCUGUGACGGCCUGCAAAGGCCGCCUGGUAAGAAACUUCCCGGGGCAGUCCGUGGGCAUCAAGGCCGGCGUUCUGGAUGGCGACCAGUUCCGAGAGACCCUCAUAGACGUCAUCGUCAAGCUCGACCAAGAAUCUGCCUCUUCUACAGGACCUGACAAUACGAUAAAGCAUGCCAAAAUACCAGACACAACACACCCGAGGCUCGUCACCGAGAUGAUCAUGUCGGUCAUCCUUGCAUUCGGCCGGCCGGUAGACACGGUGGUCAUUCGCAAAAAUACCCGAAGGGGAGUGUUACUCGGUCAUGGCCCGGUUCCCUGGCGUAGAUCACCGCUAUGGUUAUUGAUCAGAGUAGCGCUUCAGCUCUCCCUCGAACGCCUCGCGAUCAAGUUUCAAUCCAAGGGAGCCAGACACUCUCUAUAUAAACAGGCCAUGAUUUGCAUUAUGGCCCGUUUGCUGAACGUGGCCACCGAACACGGCGGUGUUCCUCACGAUAUGCUCUAUAGCAUGAGGGCCAAGAUAUCGCGGCGCAUGCUGAAACUGAGCCCGGACGCG